AUGAAGAUUGUGGAAGCCAUUUCAGUCUUUCUGCUGGCUCUGGUCACCUCAAGUUACGGGAUACAGAGAGCGCCUCGAAUCAUCACCUUAUUAGAGACAGUGGAUGUACUGCUAGAUCACAAUGCCACCUUCAUCUGUGAGGUGGAGUCCCGUCCCCCCGCUGAAAUCACUUGGACCAAGAAUAACCAUCCAAUCAUGUAUUAUGACCCCCGGUACAUAACCAAGGAACAGGGACAGAUGCUAAUCAUCCCUCAUGUAAGAGAGUCAGACAACGGCGAGUACUGCUGCAUCGCCAGUAACGGCAUCGGAGAGCCGGCCAAGAGCUGUGGAGCACUGCAGCUAAAGAUGAAGCCACAGAUCAAACGCCAUCCUACCAAUGUAACCCUUCUGGUAGAAUCCAAAGCAGUGUUGCCCUGUGUUACCCUCGGCAACCCCAAACCAGAUGUCACCUGGCUCAAAGAUGAUGAGCUUAUCAAAAUCACUGACCGUGUUACCAUUCUCGACUAUGGUGCACUGAAGAUCCAUAACAUACAGAAAGAGGAUGCAGGCCAGUAUCGCUGUGUGGCCAGGAAUAGCUUUGGUUUGGCCUUUUCAAAGCCUGUCACUAUAGAGGUACAAGCACCAGCACGAAUCCUGCGGGUUCCUAAGGAGAAGAGGGUAGCCUAUGGCAGCCAGAUUUCCCUGGAGUGUAACGCCACGGGAAAUCCAAUCCCUACCAUCACCUGGCUGGAAAAUGGCAAUACUAUCUCAGGUGCAUCGGUCGAAGACACUUUGGUGGGAGAGGUGAUCCUGUCUGUUCUUAAAGUGACAGUGAACAAGCCAGCUCUGUAUACAUGUCUGGCUUCCAACAGACACAGUGCCGGAGCCAACACUGUCAAGGCAACUGCUAGAGUCACUGUCGCAGAGUGGAGGCUUUACAAGGGCGUCGCAGGCUACUGCAGUGCAUAUCGUGGAGAGGUGUGCCGCUCCAUCCUGCAAGACGAUUUGCUGGUUUUCUUUAACUCCUCCCUAUCGGACCCAGAGGACAUGCAGGAGUACCUGGUUCAGAGUUGGUGGACGGAGCUGGAAGGACUCAGUAUGCUGUGUAGCCCCGCAGUCCGCUCAUUGCUGUGCCACUCCUCCUUCCCUGCCUGCAACCCAUCAGGGUUAGGACCGGCACCCAAACCUGUCUGCAGGGAACACUGCCUGGCAGUGAAGGAGCUGUACUGCCAUAAGGAGUGGUUGGUACUACAGGGCAGCAGUUUAGUCCAGCCUGGCCUCUUCAGCUCUGUCACUGGGUCCCACACUCCCACUUCUCUGCUGCCCAACUGUCAGGCCUUACCAAGUCUUCGCACAGACCCUGAUGCUUGCACACAUGUCCCUUUUGUAGACAUAAAGCGAGAUCAAAUUACAACAACAUGUUACAAUGACAGAGGCCGUUUCUACCAAGGCAGCAUAAAUGUGACGAGGUCUGGGAUACUGUGUCAGUCAUGGAGUCAGCAGGUUCCCCACCAGCACCGCCUCUCUGUGGAUGUGAUUCCAGAGUUGAAGAAUUCAGAUAACUACUGUAGGAACCCAGGAGGAAUCAGCGACAAGCCCUGGUGUUACACCUCAAAUCACAACAUACGCUGGGAGUACUGCGCUGUGCCGCAGUGUGGGGAGACUAGCAUGGUAUCAGGGAUGAAGCCAGAGUCACCAGGCCCUCGUCAGACUCCUCGUCUCCCUCCCACGACCACAGUAUCAUCUCCAGCUUACUCCAUGUCCGUCAUCGUCAUCAUCCUGACAGCUCUCGCAGCCACAGUCUUCUUCACCAUCAUCAUCCUCGCCUGCCGCAGACGGAGGAAGCAGUGGAGAAACCGGAAGAGAGCAAUGGAGACCCCGACGCUGAGUGCUCUUCCGUCGGAGCUCCUGCUGGAUCGACUCCACCCCAACCCCAUGUACCAGCGGGUUCCCCUGCUGCUGAACUCAAAGCUGCUGGCCCUCGAGUAUCCCCGAAAUAAUAUCCAAUAUGUUAGAGAUAUUGGAGAGGGAGCUUUUGGACGGGUUUUCCAAGCCAGAGCGCCAGGCCUGCUGCCGAUGGAGUCGUUCACGAUGGUGGCUGUGAAGAUGCUGAAGGAGGAAGCCUCAGCUGACAUGCAGAAUGACUUCCAGAGAGAGGCAGCACUAAUGGCUCAGUUUGACCAUCCAAACAUCGUACGACUCCUAGGUGUGUGUGCAGUGGGUAAACCCAUGUGUCUGAUGUUCGAGUACAUGGCCCAUGGUGACCUCAAUGAGUUCCUGCGUCGCCGUUCUCCAACCCAAUCGGUGCGCACCCUCAGCCGCGCCAGCCUGUCGGGUCGCAGUUUUUCCUCUGAGCUGGAGGCGGGACUUCUCUCCUGUGCUGAGCAGUUGUCGAUUUCCAAGCAGAUCGCUGCAGGAAUGGCCUACCUCUCAGAGCGCAAGUUCGUCCAUCGUGACCUUGCAACGCGGAACUGCCUGGUCGGGGAGGAAAUGGUUGUGAAGAUUGCCGAUUUCGGCCUCUCCAGAAACAUCUACUCAGCUGAUUACUACAAAGCCAAUGAGAAUGAUGCAAUACCCAUUCGCUGGAUGCCCCCUGAAUCUAUUUUCUAUAACCGUUACACCACUGAAUCAGACGUGUGGGCCUAUGGCGUGGUGUUGUGGGAGAUUUUCUCCAAUGGGAUGCAGCCAUACUACGGUAUGGGUCAUGAGGAGGUUAUUUACUAUGUGAGGGAUGGCCACAUCCUCUCCUGUCCCGAGAACUGUCCUCUGGAGCUGUAUAAUCUGAUGAGGCUUUGUUGGAGCACACACCCAUCAGAUAGGCCCAGCUUCAGUAGUAUACAUCGGAUACUGGAGCGUAUGCAUCAGAACACACUAAGCAUCAAUGCUGACACUGAGGCUGACUGCUAACUGAGGAAACCUCUGAAUUAAAAAAAACAUCAGACUUAUUUAGUGAUUUGGUGCCUGAAAACACACUUUAAAUGAGCCCAAGAAUACAUACAAAAAACAUUUUUAUCAUAAGCAACUGUAAUGUUUUAGUUUUGCUAUUUUGUUCAGUUCAGGAAUUGUUUUGAAGGAAAAAUAGAGUUUUCAGACCUGAUGAAUUUACCAGCACGUAUCCAUCAGAACAGUCAGCUUUAUUUAUUAAAAAUGUUAAAUGCACUCUUACCUUGACCUGAUCCCCCUACCUGAAGCCCCUAACCCUGCAGAUACCCUCUAACCAUUUUAGAUACAGAUGCACAAGCUGUUACAAAUGGUCUGACUACUAAACAUUAGGGAUAGAAAGAGAAUGGGACAUGACAGUUAAAACUUAAUUCUGACUACAUUAAUAAACCUGUCUUGUUAUUGUCACCUCUAGCAAAUUCCACAGCGGCACACAAUCACUUUAAACCACUGCUGUUGAUUGUUUUUAUAGAAGUUGCUAUUCCAUUUUUGGGCAUUCUCGUUUAACUUUUUCUCUUUUUCAUCAUGUUGAUUUUUGUGUUUUUUUGUGUGUGCUAAUUUUACUUUUUGACAGUGUUUGACACACAGUUUGAUAUGAGUAAAAUACAGCAGCACUGGUAAAAAUUGGUUGUCCAACUUGCGUCAUCGCCCAUAAGUCUCUCACUUUAUUAUUUAUUACAACUCUCUCAAAUAAUCAUUUUGCAGAAACUCAUUAACCAAAUUCAUUCCUGUGCCUUAAAAUAGACUAUUUAGCAAGUGAAGAAUGGACAAAAUGUACCCGAUGUUCAAAAAUAUCCUCAUUCUGAAAGAGUCGAUGUUUAACUGGUUCUGACAAAGAUAGAAACUCUCUCUUACAGAUCAAACUUUGCUCUGGUCUCAUUUCAACUGUGUUAAAUUGAAUUAGGGUCAUAUUAUUACACAAUUUCAGUGCAGUAUUACCACCAUCUCUUCUUUGUCAUGUGGAUUACUCAAAGCAGUUUUUGUUUUGUUUGAUCUAAUUAAGAGGUUAAUAUUAAAUGAGACUCGCCUUUCAGAUGAAUGAUAUGUUUUAUUUCUUCCUAAAUAUGGUGUGACAUUAUGUUUUUGUUAUUUGUUAAGUAACAUAAUGAUGCAGAUUUUGCCUCACUUACUGCCCUUUAAAGGUCUAGUGCGUAAUAUUUAGGAGGAUCUAUUGGCAGAAAUGGAAUAUAAUAUCCAUAGGUAUAUUUUCAUUAUUGUAUAAACACCUGAAAAUAAGAAUUGUUGUAUUUUUGUUAAUAAGCAGUUUUAAUCUACAGAGGGAACGGGUCCUCUUUUAUGCUUAAUCAUGAUUUAUUAUUGAUUUUAUUGUAACCAAACUCUGGCUUCAGUUUUGCAAACACCAAAGUUUCUCUUACCCGUUUGUAACGGGAGGGUCAAGCUAGGGUAUAGGCAACAACUACACCACUAUAUGCCACAGAAUCCUACACUCUGGACCUUUCAGUAUGAUAUUUCUUUGUAUCACUUGCAAUUAAACAUAAUAAUUAAAAUUUGUAUUUGAGAUCUGGACAAUAACACAUCGUAUUUUGUUGCACAAUAUUGUACAUUCAUCCCCUAUGCUGGCAAUAGAUGUUUUAAAUUGCGGAAGUAUCAACGAAACAUGUGUUGAAUCAUCUUACCUGACCAAAACCCUUCUGUACUAGUGAAAGCAAACAUCUGGAUGUAAAUAAUGUGAUUUAGUCACUGACAAUAAAGAGCAUAUUUAGGAGCAGGAAUUGCCAGCCAGCUACAUCUGGCCUUUUGGCUUGUGUUAUACCACUGAGUGAGAAUGAGGAAAUGCUCCUUUGUUAAUUCUGUCAUGUUCUGCCAAUUAUCAUUUAUUCUGGAGCUGCAGAAAGCGCUUGGAGUGUCCAAUAGGGAAAGUUUUCAUGCCUGAAUAUGCUCAGUAAACAUAUUAAGAAGCUUUCUAUUCGAUAUCUAUAUAUUUAUUAUGUACAGGGAGAAAAUAUGCCCUUACAGCCAACUACAACAUGUUCACAAUCAUUAAAAAUCAUCAUCUGGGGACACAAUAAUCAUACUGAAUUUAAAUAAUUUGAGAUUUUAUCAUUUCACUGGUGCAAAGUGUUGGAAUGAUGCAUGGAGAGGCCGGUGUUUCAGCACAAGUGAUUUGUUGCACCUCAUAGAAAAUAAAUGGGAGGCAUCGCUCCACCUAAGCUACUGUUUUCCGGUGUGGCUUUAUGGUAAGAGUGUGGAACAGCAGUAAAAAAAAAACCACAUCCACAGACAUACCCACAGCAAAUGACACGUGCCCCAAAACUUCCUCCACGUAUUAUUUGAAGGCCAGUUUUUAAACAAACAGUGGGGCUGAGGCAUGAGCAGAGACAGGCAUGAAGAACCACUGCAGGUGAUGGAGAUUUAAAUAUGGAAAAUGUUGGUCAUUAAGUAAGAAGAAUUUCUGACCCUGAACUGUUCUCUGCUUUAAAUGCCUCUCUCUUUCUGUUUAUUUAAUCACAAGCCUCCCCUAAUACAUAUUCCAUAACAGCCCCCUAUACCCCACCCACACAAAAAAAAGUGCACCAAGUACUUUACCAUUUGGAUGCUGCAGUGUUAUGACCCACCACAAGAGGGAUCAGCGGGGUGAACUGAAGCAGAAGGACAGUUUUGCCAUUCAGUGCUAUGUGCGUGAUUUUUACAGUGAAUAUCUGUUUGCAUUACAGAGAAAAUACGUUCUGUAAUGCAUGUGUUCCACUUAUUUGUGUGUGUUUGUCUAAAUUUGUGAAUAUGUGUCUGUGUUUGCUUCUCAGUGUGUGUGUGUGUGUGUGUUUUGGGGAUGACCAGUGUAAACUGUUUAAAGUAGGCAGCAUGGAGUUUGGCUUGGACUGAUCAUCCCUCUUCUCCUUGAUCUAAACUGUGGAUCAGACUGCCUCACUCCUACGUCCUCUUGUGUUCUUUUUCUCCACUUUUGACCUCCUACUGAUUUCUCUGUCUGCACCAUAGUGACUCCUGUUUAAUUUCUUCCUUUCAUUUUCUUUCUUUUCCUCAUUGUCUUCUGUAUUUUUGUUUGCUAUGUGCUGUGUCCUGGUACUUACUCCAUCACAUGCAUGUUAUAAAACACAAAAAUAUUAUUGCAUUCUACUCAGUUCUCUGAACUAAUGAAGUGAUUGAUGUGUGCAAGCAAUAAAUAGACCAUGUUGCUCA
Molecule: messenger RNA, 6075 nt
Organism: Morone saxatilis (striped sea-bass)
Lineage: Eukaryota; Metazoa; Chordata; Actinopteri; Moronidae
Gene: musk
Product: muscle, skeletal, receptor tyrosine kinase
Exons: 17
Coding region: 1-2886 (961 amino acids)
Biological process (GO): multicellular organism development; positive regulation of kinase activity; cell surface receptor protein tyrosine kinase signaling pathway
Cellular component (GO): signaling receptor complex
Molecular function (GO): protein binding; transmembrane receptor protein tyrosine kinase activity; ATP binding
Source: RefSeq, a predicted model, not a curated record